AUGCCGGCGACACCCGCAACGUCACUGCCGCCGGGUGUAUCCCCGCCGCUCACGAUAGACACCACGGAUAAUCACGGCGGAUUGAUAGUGAUCUGGACUUCUUUGGCUUUGGUCGUGAUCUUGUCCUCUAUGGCAGCGCGGAUAUACUCGGCGUGUCAACGACAUAUCUUCCAGCGGGAUGAUUUGCUCUUUGCCAUUAUGGUGAUCGUUGCCAUUGCUCAGACGGGCGUGGUGCUGUCUCAGGUCCGCCUGGGCUGGGGAGUGCAUGGAGAAACUCAUUCAUCUCGCGAUGAUUCAAUGCUCAAGACCGCAUACGUAGGCGAUCUUCUCGCCAUCCUAGCCCUAGGCCUCUCCAAAGUCACCUCCUGUAUAUUCUACGAAACAUUAUUCUCCCAACUUCAACUCCACCUCAUCCGAGGCGUUCUCGUCGCAAUGCUUCUCUGGACCGUCUUAUCUAUAGUAUUGGUGGGAGUUCGCUGCAGUGACCAACCGUGGCUCGACCUGAGUGCUUCGCAAUGUGGUAGUCUGUUCCCGCGCUGGAUCGCGAUAACCGUCUUUGACAUUGUUACGGAGCUCUUACUCUUCGCCUAUGCGGGAUUCGCAAUCCACAGGAUUCAAAUCUCCUUGCGCAAAAAGCUCAUUAUUGGAAUCACCCUCGAGAGCCGUAUCAUGCUCAUUCCCCUCGCCGCCAUCCGACUCUACUACAUGCACCAACAGAUCGUAUCGACCGACCCCGUGCUCCUGGGAGCCUACUCCACCGUCACAACCGAGGUCUACAUCGCAAUCAGCGUCGUCUGUCUCAUCGCCGCCUUCCUCAAGUCAUUCAUCGUCGUCUUCGUGGACAAAAAGACCCUUUCAUACAGCGACGGGACGUCCACCUCUCGUUCGAAAUCCAAGCGCUUCUCCUCCGGGACUGCGGGCCCGGCUGCAAAACCCAUGGGUCAUCAUAGUUCGGCGUGUGCGGUCAGAGGGUGGGAGAGGGAGGACGAUCCGAUGAUCGAUCGGCCUGCUGAUGCGCGGGGGUUGCAGAUCUUUAAAACGGUGCAGUUGGAUGUGCGGGAUGAAUCGAUAGAGUUGGCAGAUGCGGGACAGGGAAGGGCGUCCACGCCAUCACCUCAGUAUUGA
Messenger RNA from Penicillium diatomitis, 1125 nucleotides. RefSeq lists its product as uncharacterized. Bases 1 to 1125 code for a protein of 374 amino acids. The record is from RefSeq and is a predicted model, not a curated record. Lineage: Eukaryota; Fungi; Ascomycota; Eurotiomycetes; Eurotiales; Aspergillaceae. The transcript has 5 exons.